Molecule: messenger RNA, 1064 nt
Organism: Panicum hallii
Lineage: Eukaryota; Viridiplantae; Streptophyta; Magnoliopsida; Poales; Poaceae
Exons: 3
Coding region: 130-735 (201 amino acids)
Source: RefSeq, a predicted model, not a curated record
GGAACCCGUUAAUAUCCAUGUGCCCGUUUAAAAGUAUCAGGUUACCGGGCGCGUCCAACCUCCCCUUUGCCACCGCGUCGCCACCGCACCAAGGGAGGUCGGCGAGAGCAGCUGGCAGCCGCGGAAGCCAUGGCGAACAAGGCAACGGCGGCGACCUCCUGGCGGUGGCGGCUUCUGCUUCUGCUCCUCGUCACCGUGGCUGCCCUAUGCUGGAUUCCCCCGGCGAUCGCAGCAGCUGCGGCGGCGGCGGCCGCAUCGACCGCCAACGGAGCGCGGAGGUCGCUGCUCGGCUUCGUGGAGGCGCAGGGGAACGCCUCCUACCAGUGCACGCCCUCGGGGCCCUGCAUCCCCUGCCAGUACUCUGAGAAGAAUGAUGAAAAGUACAGCUGCAGCGAAACUGGCUAUCGCCUGCCCUUGAAAUGUGUACAAGCACAAAAUGUAACAAAAGAAGGAAACAAGAGCAAGCAGAGGAAGAUAUUGGAUGAUGCAUCCACAUCAGGCGACACGAAAUCCCAAUCAGGUGGCACAAAAUCCACAUCAGGUGGUCCAAAGCAUUAUACUACUUACAGGAGUUGUGUGCCACUGGAGGGUGAAGAGAAGUUAUCUUUUCUUGGUUUUGAGGUAAUAAUGGCUGGGAUGCUGCUAGUAAGCGGCCCAUUUGUUUAUUACCGGAAACGGCGUACAAAUCUUAUGCAGGGAGCUGCAAGAAUCCCAACGAGUCCUCCUAGGUUCUAGUAUGGAUGAUAACUGAUUGGAAGCUUUAAGUUGACUUGGUGCAUCUUUCUUACGGUGCUUUUCCUCUAUCAUUGUAUUACUGUAUUUACACAUGUAAUUUUGGAAGAGGCAACGAGCUUGUUAGGUCUCACAGGAGUAGAAAACCACAGUGGGUAGUCUCACUGUGCCUUGCUUCCUUGAAUCAAAUCUCAUGUAUUAUGUAUACAAAUUUAUCAUUUUGUUACCGCAAAGAAGUUGCCCUGGCCAAGGAACAACUUUGUUGCUGUCCAUCAAUUGUUUAACUUUCUGCCUCAAUGCAAAAGUGAAUGCUAUCCUGACAAUUAUAGGUA